AUUGACUUCCGGGGGCAUUUGGUGCGACUUCAUAAGUUCAUUCAUUUUAUUCUCUAUGUUUAUCGACAUAUCAACACUUGUGACACACUUCGUAUGAGUUUAAAGGUUUUACUUGCAGAUUGACCUUCACAAUGAGUGGCAGAAAAGUUGUAGAUUUCAAGUACCAGUUUUACAGUAAGAACUUGACCUCUACGCUGACGAUUCCUGUUACCAUUCCCUUUGCCCAGUCCAUAUCGGACCAUGUGGGCAGACUUAUCAAUGCACACAAUCUGCCAUGCUAUGUAGAGGAAGAUUUAAAGACAAAGCUUGAGGAAUUUGUCACAGACCAAACCAUCAACAUGUAUGAUGAAAAUUCUGUGAAAGGCCUGCAGAGGCUGAAAAAUGGGGAUAUUAAUAUAGAUGAUGUUGUUAGCAAAUGGCAUAAAGCCUUCACUGAGGAGGUCAAAGGUUAUGCCAAACCAGAGGCUGUAACAGAGGAACAAGUGUUUUCAGAGGUGUACCAUAGUUUGAUCCACUCCCCAGCCCUAGAUACACUGCUCAAUUUGGAGCACACAUAUGCCCUCACCAUUGAAGACCUUAUACAACAGAGAGAUAAAGACUUAGAUUACCUUGAUGAGAGACAAAAUGAAGAGAUGGAGAAUGCUAUGAAUAAUGAUAGGACCAAAUACACAGAUGCUCAGAUAAAUCAACUGGCUCAGAGACACAUAGAUAACUCUCAGCUGAUCAGUGGAAAAUGGAGUAGUGAAUUGACCAAUCUAAGAGAUACACAGAAAAGAGAGUUUAGAGAAUGGGUGCUCAAAGUUCAUGAAGAUACUCAGUCCCCUUCCAAGUCAACAUCUUAUCUAAAUAGGGUGAGAGCACUCAGCAGCAGUUUACCUGAAGCAGAAGAGAAUGAGAGGGGAGCCAACAUUGUCAGAAUGGAGGAAAGCUUCACUAUACACCUAGGUGCACAGAUGAAGACAACACACAAUCUGCGAUUACUUUGUACAGAUGUACUAGAUCUAUGUCGACACAAAACACACACAGUCGGAGGAAUGGUCAUUCCACAACCACAAAGACUACAGACAGCCAUGUCACUGUAUUCUAAUGACCUUUGUGCUCUGAUCAUGAUGGUUGACAACCGACUCGACUCAUAUUCAGGGCUCAAAAGAGAAUUUUCCAGGGUUUGUGAACAGUCGACAGAUUUCCACUUCCCAGAUCUUGAACAGCAGUUUGCAAUCAUCGAGCAGGAACUUGCACUGGCCAAUGAAUAUCGCCAACAAAACAAGCUUUCAGAGGAUGCAGAUAAAGUCAGCAUUAAGAGCAGUUGUAGUACAGCCAGUGAGGAGAAAAAAAGUUGCUUGAGAGCAGGAGACUUCUACUUGACAAAACAUUCCAAUCUUUCUGAGGUGCAUGUUGUGUUUCACCUAGUUGCAGAUGACGUGAUAAAAUCUCCAGAUAUCUCUUCUCGUCAGGCAGUCAUUCUUAGCAUCAGAAACAUAAUCAAACUGUGCUUUCGUUACGACAUCAAUACCCUCACCAUUCCACUUCUUCUUUUCAAUGAAAUGACAGAGGAGAUGACAAUACCAUGGUGUCAGAAGAGAGUGGAGCUGAUGUUUAAGUGUGUGAAGGGUUUUAUGAUGGAAAUGGCAGCUUAUGGGGGGUACAAGUCACGCACCAUUCAGUUCCUGGUACCUCCAGGAAUAUCAGAGGACAUGUUUUCUGGCAUCAGCUCCAUGUUGACCACAAUAUUCCGACUCUCCAAUCCUGUUGUAGUGAAGUCAAGCUAGCAAUACCAAUGUGUGUGAAAGACAGACUCUAGUGAAAUGCUGAUUGGACAUUGCAUUGUAUUCCACUUCCUGUCAUUGAAACAGUGUUACAGUUUGGAUUAACAUUUAACUUCAGUGUCAUUGCAUGUGCACGAGAUUCUACGGAAGCCAAUAGGUGCCAGGGUAUAGAAUUAAUAUUCAUUUAACUGGCAGCCACCACUUAAUUUAACAAUCGGCUACCACUCAAUACCUGGUGGUCACCAUAUAAAUUAACUGGUGGCCACCACUUAAUUUAUAUGGCAACCACCAGUCUCUGUCUUUCUCUUCCAAAAUGAAAGGGGUGCAACCCCUGUAAUCUCCCUCUCCAAUGCUUAGUAAUAUGUACGUUAUACAGUUAAGAGCAUUAUUGUUUGUCGAUUGUGUUGUUAAUUUACAAAGUUAUGUAAAUGUUCAUGAUAUCAACUGUCAACAGAUUUGCGUAUGAGAAAAUCUUAAUGUGUACUUCAUAUACAUUUGUACCAACAUAUCAGGCAAAUAAAACUAGGGGCUACCCCUUCACUUUUUUGACAACGUUCAUUUUCCGUUAUUUUCACCUGCAAAAUAAUAUAUCUUGGCGUAUUGGCCCCCACCCCACUCUUUUGGUGGUAGUAAUGAAUGGUAAAAAUGUAAUAAUGAAUGAACUGGUGAAUUGAAGGACGAAUGGAGCCCCCUCCCUCCAAAGUAGGAGUAUGAGGUUUGGGCAAAAGAAAAUUUUUAGAUUCCUUUUCUGCUUGUCAACAAUUUCAGAAGACAAUUAAUUUCCCCUCCAACUGUCCGAACACGAUGCUAUGUGUCUGCAUACUAUUCCAAAUCUUUAAAAAAUAAUCACUCAGCAGUACGAAGUCAAUUGUUUUUUAAAUUGGCAGCCGCCAUGUGGUGGCUGCCAGAUCAAUUAAGUGGUGGCCAACAGUUAAAUAAUUGGCAGCUGCCAGUUAAAUUAAGUGGUAAAGUAACUGGUGGCCGCCACUUAACAUAUGUGGCGACCCCCAGAUAAUAAGUGGCGGCCCCCAGAUAAUAAGUGGCGGCCACCAGUUGAAUUAAGUUAGAUGAAUUUUAAAUUAUAUACCUUGGCACUUAUUGGCUUCCGUAAGGAUCAAAUGCAUAGAAUUUUAAAUCCACUGUAAAUAUAGCAGCUGAACUGCCCAUUCAUGUAAAAAUUAAACCAAAUUCUUAUC
This is a messenger RNA of Ostrea edulis (European flat oyster), 2962 nucleotides long. RefSeq names its product protein C12orf4 homolog. The transcript has 13 exons. Bases 132 to 1769 code for a protein of 545 amino acids. Lineage: Eukaryota; Metazoa; Mollusca; Bivalvia; Ostreida; Ostreidae. Gene Ontology annotation, cellular component: cytoplasm. The record is from RefSeq and is a predicted model, not a curated record.